This is a messenger RNA of Ictalurus furcatus (blue catfish), 2657 nucleotides long. RefSeq names its product N-terminal EF-hand calcium binding protein 2 (gene necab2). Gene Ontology annotation, cellular component: cytoplasm. Gene Ontology annotation, molecular function: calcium ion binding. Bases 486 to 1769 code for a protein of 427 amino acids. Lineage: Eukaryota; Metazoa; Chordata; Actinopteri; Siluriformes; Ictaluridae. Gene Ontology annotation, biological process: regulation of amyloid precursor protein biosynthetic process. The transcript is spliced from 13 exons. The record is from RefSeq and is a predicted model, not a curated record.
GUUGACAGUUUAGAUAUGAGGUAAUUUUCAUUUUUCAUAUCUCAAGUAAAAUGCUCAAGAUUUUUUUGGUUUAAUGAAAGGAAUUAAUAUAAUAAAACUACAUUCUAUUGAGUUUGUAAAUUACACCCCAAGCUUUCACUGGAUAUAUAUUUAGUUAUUUGAUUCAAGAGAUAGGACAGCCAAAUUGACCAGACCCAUGCUCAGAAAAAAUAAAAAAUAAAAUAAAAAACUGUUCAUAGACUUAACACAUAAUUACUGCUGCAAUAAGAUAGCCUACAGAGAGCAAAGAGAGACCUCCAUUAGAAAAGGGAAGAUGAAAUUUUAGUAAAAUUAUGCUCUGACCCACUACCCACUAAGCAGCAGCUGUACGUUUUCAGUUUUGUGUGUGUGUGUGUGUGCGCGCGCGCGUCGUGAGCUGUGAUGUCAGAGCGGGGGGAGGGCAUCGCCCCCAUAGCGCGCAGCAUGAACGCAGCGCGGCAAAGAGGAUGUGCGAGCAAGCGGCGCGCUACUGCAGGGACGGCGUCCAGAAGCUGCUCCACAAGGACCAAGCCAAGCUGCGAGCGCAGGACAGCGGCGAGCAGACAAGAGUCCCCGUGCAGAACAGUGAGACCGCGACGGCCGCGCAGCCCGGGAACGGCUCACAGCCCGGCGCCAUAGACGGGCUUGUGCGCUGGAUCGUCACCAAGAUGAGCGACAACAAGAGCAUCUCGACGCGCGAGUACGGCAAGGAGGAAGCGGCCGUGGCGCAAGAGCAAUUCUUCGCUCCGGAGCCGCGCAAAGGCAUUUCAGUCAUCCUAGACAUAUUCCGGAGAGCUGAUAAGGAUGAUGAUGGAAAGCUUUCCCUGGAUGAGUUCCAGGCUUUCUUCUCCGACGGGACCCUGAAUGAAGAGGAACUGGAGAAUCUUUUCCACACCAUUGAUUCUGAUAACACCAGUAAUGUUGACACAAAGGAACUUUGUGACUACUUUGCCAAACACAUGGGGGACUAUGAAGGUGUGCUUGCAUCCCUGGAGACACUCAACCUUUCCAUCCUCAAAGCCAUGGAUUUUACCAAGAAGGUGUAUGAAAGAGGAACUAAUAUUGAGCAGUUUGUGACUCGCUUCCUGUUGAAGGAAUCAGCCAAUCAAAUCCAGUCCUUGCUCAACUCUGUGGAGAGUGCAGUGGAUGCUAUUGAUGAACAGCAUUGCCCUCCAGGAUCUUACCACAUUAAGACCAGUCCACGUGUUCCCGAAAGGCACUAUGAAGCUCCAGUGCCAGACUACCCACCCAAUAACAGAGUUAGUGCCAAGGACAGCAUGAGGAAUCUGACUGUGGGCUCAGGACCUGUUGAGGUGAGGAAAGAAGGCCUGGAAAUGCAGAUCAACCGUCUGGCUGAGCUGAUUGGACGUCUGGAGAACAAGACAGUCUGGUUUGACCUGCAUCAGCGGCUAACCGACACUGAUGGUACAGCUAGCGCAUCUCUCUACCUUAUUCGCCAAGAGAUGAAGGUAUCCCAGAAGCAGCUAGGCGAGUUCUGUGAGGCUCUGAAGCAGUAUCUGAAGAAUGUCUCUGCCCAGAGGGACUGUUUCCACGUGACUGCAGUGCGACUUCCUGACGGCCUCUCUUUCGUUGUCUAUGAGUUCUGGGAUGGGGAGGAAGAAUGGAAAAGACACCUCCAGAGUGCAGCCUGCAAGGCCUUCCAGCAUGUGAAAGUGGACACACUGUGCCAGCCUGAGGUCAUGUCCACUGUGGCUGUUCCAGCCGCCUGGUGCAGCCUUAGCCGAGACUGAAUGGAACAGAGCCAGUGUGGAUGGCCAGGGUAGAAGGCCUCAUCUUACACCUGGAUUGCCACGCGCCUCCUCUUUCCCUUCAUAUAUAUCACAUCCCAUAAUCUCUCAAAGCUCCCUCUAUCUCUGCUCCCCUUUCUCCCUCUCUUUUGUAACUACUGUUUACAUGCUGUGGGUUUGACUGCAAAGAAUGUGAAACAUCAUAGCAGUCCUCCUUAAAGCUGUUAAGGUUGCUUUCAGGAAUAGUAUGUAACACUCUAUAGACUGUUUUAUGGCUUCUGGGUAGAUCAAAACAGUGAAAAGAAAAGUAUACAUAUUAAUAGUCUCUGGUUACAAUAACAGAAAACUGAGUAAUUUUAAUCCCUGUUUGUUAAACUGCAAAUGCACAAACAUGCACUGCUGGUCCAUAGUCUGCUUCUCUGAGAUCGUCCAGCAGUUGAAGGUUUAAACAUGUUAUGGACACGAACAUCUGUCAGGGUAUAAUGGCCAAUUGAUCUGCCAUUUUCAGCUAAUAGUAUUUACUCGGGAAAACUGCACAACCAGAGACCCAGAGCAGCAGCAUCAUGUAAAUGAAAGAAUGUUGUGUAAUAAAUGUUUACUUAAAUGAAGUUUACAGAUCUAGACAAAAUCUGACAUGCUGAGAGACAAUAGUCUUGAAAUAUUUUAGUUUAAAUCAGAACUAUAUGGAUUGUUUAUUGAUAGUAAAUAUAUUGGUUGUGGAACAUUUAUACUGAGUGGAAUGAACUCAUGUCCUCUAACAUUAAUUCCCAUAAAUCUUUUGUUGUGCAUUUCAUAACCUAAUUUAGUGAACAGUUCACUGUUUACAAAGAGACUUAAACAACAUGAUUUAAAAAUGAACUGUUAAAUCCUUAUGAAUUAUAUAAAAAUCAA